Vitis vinifera (wine grape) is the source of this 1937-nucleotide messenger RNA. Its product is annotated as T-complex protein 1 subunit epsilon. The record is from RefSeq and is a predicted model, not a curated record. Gene Ontology annotation, molecular function: ATP binding; ATP-dependent protein folding chaperone; ATP hydrolysis activity. Gene Ontology annotation, biological process: protein folding. The transcript is spliced from 9 exons. The coding region runs from base 101 to 1708 and encodes 535 amino acids. Gene Ontology annotation, cellular component: chaperonin-containing T-complex. NCBI's taxonomy places the organism in Eukaryota, Viridiplantae, Streptophyta, Magnoliopsida, Vitales, Vitaceae.
AAUCCAAAUUCCGGAACCCUCCAAAGCUUUUAUAAAUAAAAGUGGAGUGAGAGAGGUGUUUUAGGGCGACUCUGAGUCUGGAAGGAGGAGGAAGAGGAAAAUGGCGUUAGCGUUCGACGAGUUCGGGAGACCAUUCAUAAUACUAAAGGAGCAAGAACAGAAGAGCAGAUUAAGAGGUUUGGAUGCGCAGAAAGCUAACAUUUCCGCUGGAAAAGCGGUGGCUCGCAUCCUCCGCACCUCUCUUGGCCCCAAGGGCAUGGACAAGAUGCUUCAGAGUCCUGACGGCGAUGUCACCAUCACCAAUGAUGGCGCGACAAUAUUGGAGCAGAUGGAUGUUGACAAUCAAAUUGCAAAACUGGUGGUUGAGUUAUCUCGGAGCCAGGAUUAUGAAAUUGGUGAUGGUACAACUGGAGUUGUUGUUAUGGCUGGUGCACUUCUAGAGCAGGCUGAACGGCUACUUGAACGAGGUAUUCAUCCUAUUCGGAUUUCAGAGGGCUAUGAAAUGGCUUCUAGGAUUGCUGUUGAACAUUUGGAGCAUAUUGCUCAAAAGUUUGAUUUUGGCGUAACAAAUAUAGAACCUUUGGUUCAAACCUGCAUGACUACUCUAUCAUCAAAGAUUGUGAAUCGAUGCAAGCGCAGUUUGGCUGAGAUUGCUGUCAAAGCUGUGAUGUCAGUUGCUGAUUUAGAGAGAAAGGAUGUUAACUUAGAUUUAAUUAAAGUAGAGGGAAAAGUGGGGGGAAAGUUGGAAGAUACUGAGCUAAUCUAUGGAAUCCUUGUAGACAAGGAUAUGAGCCAUCCACAAAUGCCAAAGCAAAUUGAAGAUGCAAAGAUAGCUAUAUUAACUUGUCCCUUUGAGCCACCUAAGCCAAAAACUAAGCAUAAGGUUGACAUUGAUACUGUAGAAAAAUUCCAGACUUUACGUCAACAAGAGCAGAAGUACUUUGAUGACAUGGUUCAAAAAUGCAAGGAUGUUGGUGCUACCUUGGUUAUCUGUCAAUGGGGGUUUGAUGAUGAAGCAAACCAUUUGUUGUUGCACAGGAACUUGCCUGCUGUCCGAUGGGUUGGUGGUGUAGAGUUAGAGUUGAUAGCUAUAGCAACAGGUGGAAGAAUUGUGCCAAGGUUCCAAGAAUUGACACAAGAAAAGCUGGGGAAGGCUGGUUUGGUUCGUGAAAAAUCAUUUGGUACCACUAAAGAUCGAAUGCUGUAUAUUGAACACUGUGCAAAUUCAAGGGCUGUAACUAUAUUUAUUCGUGGUGGUAACAAAAUGAUGAUAGAGGAGACAAAGCGUAGCAUCCAUGAUGCGUUGUGUGUGGCUAGAAACCUCAUUCGCAGCAAUUCUAUUGUGUAUGGUGGUGGCUCUGCUGAGAUUUCUUGCUCAAUUGCUGUAGAGGCAGCUGCUGAUAGAUAUCCAGGAGUUGAGCAGUAUGCUAUCAGAGCAUUUGGAGAUGCUUUGGAUUCAAUCCCCAUGGCGCUUGCUGAGAAUAGUGGCCUCCAACCCAUUGAAACACUAUCAGCAGUGAAGUCUCAGCAAAUUAAGGAGGACAAUCCCUAUUGUGGGAUAGACUGCAAUGAUGUUGGCACAAAUGACAUGCAAGAGCAAAAUGUCUUUGAGACUCUGAUUGGGAAGCAGCAGCAGAUCUUGCUAGCAACACAAGUUGUCAAGAUGAUUCUAAAGAUCGAUGAUGUCAUCAGCCCCUCUGAAUACUGAUAUAUCAGGUACUUGAUUGUACUUCUUUCUAAUAUUUGCUUCACCCAUAUUGGUGCUUGUAGUAUUAUGUUGGCUUGGGAUGGCAUUCCAUAUCACUCAAGAGACCAUAUAUUCACUGGACAGAUAAGUUGUUACUUGUUGCUUACAAAUUUUGGACCUGCUGCAUUGGGUUUUGUAGUCUGUCCUGUUUUGUGGUUAAUAUAUUCUUGAUUUUGUUUUUCCUAUUGAA